CAACUUUUUUCCCAAGAUCCGCCAUUUCAGCCCUUGAGUUUCAUGUUGCAGAUGACUUUAGGAAUUGUGUUUAUUGUAACCGCUAUGACAAAUAAACAUUGUAGUUUUGUUAGAAAUAUUUAACUAUUUACCAGGGGGUGCACAGUUCAGUUUAGUGGAAAUAGAGAAAAGUUGUAGAAUUCCAACGUUUUGGAACAGUACAGAUGCCGUGGCUUGUCCCCGAGCGUGUUCCUCAGUAAGCCAAAGUUUUUGUAUGAGUUGCGGAUAGGGAGAGGCGAAGGGGAAGGCCUUGAAGCCUCGGAGUGGAUUUGCAGUCAUGGCUGGUAACUUUGACGCAGAGGACCGUGCUAGCUGGUAUUGGGGAAGGCUAAGCCGCCAGGAAGCGGUUUCUCUCUUGCAGGGUCAGAGACACGGCGUGUUCUUGGUUCGAGACUCGAUCACAAGCCCCGGUGACUAUGUGUUGUCGGUGUCUGAGAACUCUAAAGUCUCUCAUUACAUAAUCAACAGCAUCAGCAACAACCGACAGUCUGGAUCAGGUCUGGCCCCGCCCCGCUUCCGCAUCGGAGACCAGGAGUUCGAGGCCCUGCCCGUUCUCCUGGAGUUCUACAAGAUCCACUACCUGGACACCACCACGCUGAUCGAGCCAAUCAGCAAGGCCAAGCACAGCGGCUUCGUAAGCUCCUCCCCCGCGCCGGUCCCGGGAGCGUCCCAGCGUCCAGAGGAUGCUGAGUUCGUGCGCGCCCUCUUCGACUUCCCCGGCAACGACGACGAGGACCUUCCAUUCCGUAAGGGAGAUGUGCUGCGCGUGCUGGAGAAGCCGGAGGAACAGUGGUGGAACGCGGCCAAUCAGGAGGGCCGAGCCGGGAUGAUCCCCGUCCCGUACGUGGAGAGGUACCGGCCCUCCUCACCCUCCUCGGCCUCGGGGGGCCCAGCGGUGGCCGUGACGGACGGGACGGGGCCCCAGCCCCCUGUGGGAGACCCUGGGCAGUACGCGCAGCCUGUGGUGAACACGCCGCUCCCCAACCUCCAGAACGGCCCCGUCUACGCUCGCGCCAUUCAGAAGAGGGUGCCGAACGCCUACGAUAAGACGGCCCUCGCUCUGGAGGUGGGAGACAUGGUGAAGGUGACCAAGAUCAACGUGAACGGCCAGUGGGAGGGGGAGUGUAAAGGCAAGCGAGGUCAUUUCCCCUUCACUCACGUCAGACUGCUGGAGCAGCACCACCCUGAGGAGGAGAGCUGAGACACACACACACACACACCCUG
Messenger RNA from Osmerus eperlanus (European smelt), 1263 nucleotides. RefSeq names its product adapter molecule crk-like. The transcript is spliced from 3 exons. Gene Ontology annotation, biological process: cell migration; signal transduction. The record is from RefSeq and is a predicted model, not a curated record. Gene Ontology annotation, molecular function: signaling adaptor activity; receptor tyrosine kinase binding. Lineage: Eukaryota; Metazoa; Chordata; Actinopteri; Osmeriformes; Osmeridae. Bases 317 to 1240 code for a protein of 307 amino acids.